Balaenoptera ricei (Rice's whale) is the source of this 3399-nucleotide messenger RNA. It is a transcript of the gene TTF1, whose product is annotated as transcription termination factor 1. Bases 62 to 2290 code for a protein of 742 amino acids. The record is from RefSeq and is a predicted model, not a curated record. NCBI's taxonomy places the organism in Eukaryota, Metazoa, Chordata, Mammalia, Artiodactyla, Balaenopteridae. The transcript has 11 exons.
CAGCACUUCCGGAUUGGAAGGCAGGUGGCGACGCGCUCGGAAGUUUCCCUAUAGGAAUAAAAUGGAAGGAGAAUCAAGCAGAUUGGAAACCCACACUCCAGUUUUCGUCAAGAAAAAGACUAAGCAUUCUGUACAUAAGGAGAGACGUGGGAGGCAUCCCCGUGAAGGUUUCGGAGACUGCCCCCUGGCAAAUGAACAGGCUGACAUAUCUAAGGGUAAAAAAAAGAGAAAGGACGCCCAGCAUCUUGUUUCUUCUCCUUUGGAAAAAUCAGAAAUUUGCGAUGAGACUGAAAAGGCCACUUCUAUACCCAAAAAGAAAAAAAAGAGAAGAAAAGGUGCUUUGGGAGUCAAUGAGGAAACAGGUGUUGCGUGCCUCCUGGUGGAUAAAGAAAACAUUGAGAACACACCAAAGAAUUUUAGAAAGGAUGUCGAUGUCGUUUACGUUGAUGUAAGCAAGGAGCAAAAGUCCACAAAAGGGCCUGAAGCAGAUGAACCGCAUUUAGUUACUGAGUCACGUGAAAAUGAGUCAGAACUGCAUGAUAAAGUUCGGGAGAAAAAGCAUAAAAAACAUCGGAGGAAAGUUGCAUCCUGUGUUGCUGUCCAGGAAAGUCUGGGUGCAAGCAUCACCCUGCCCGGAUCAGAACCCCAAGAGCAGAAACCCCAGCCUCCCAUGGGCCAAGAAGGUGACAUUGCACAACUGCCAGUGUCUGCAGAUCAAAGCAAGUCUAAGAAAAGAAAGAGGAAGCGUCCACGUGACCAGGAGUUCGAGGCCUUGCCUGCGCCUGAGAGCGCUGAGAACAUACACUCAGAGGGAUCGCAAGUGAUUGGUGAGGUCGGCACUGCAGGGGGCAAUCAGGAGUCCAGUGGCCUCAAGAAAAAGUCUAAGAAAAGGAAGAGAAGAUCUGUUGAUACUGCCGUGGCGCCUGGCGGUGAUUUUUCAGUGCUCAGGACGAGCUCUGAGGACACGCUCUUUGAUUCAGCGGAAGGUAAUGGUACCUUGAUUGAAGAAAGUGCGAAACCCAGGCCACAAGAGGAGAAACCCCAGGCCUGUUCGGAAGAGGUGCAGAGAUUAGAACCUACAAAUGAAGAAGAAAGCAAUUUGGAGUCGGCUAAAGAUCCUGAAACCAAAUAUUUAUCUGAAGAUUCGAGAGAUUCAGAUAAUUCAGACGUGGAUUUGGGUUCCGCUGUGAGGCAGCUCCAGGAGUUCAUCCCUGAUAUUAAGGAGAGGGCUGCCACUACAAUUAAGCGAAUGUAUCGGGAUGACCUGGGACGCUUUAAAGAAUUUAAAGCCCAGGGUGUCGCUAUUAAAUUUGGCAAGUUUUCUGUGAAGGAAAAUAAGCAGUUAGAGAAAAACGUGCAAGAAUUUCUGUCUCUGACAGGAAUCGAGAAUGCUGACAAGCUGCUGUAUACAGACAGAUACCCAGAGGAGAAAUCUCUAAUCACCGACUUAAAAAGAAAAUACUCGUUUAGAUUGCACAUUGGUAAGGGCAUUGCCCGGCCCUGGAAACUCGUAUACUAUCGAGCAAAGAAGAUGUUUGAUGUCAACAAUUACAAAGGCAGGUAUAGCAAAGGAGAUACCGAGAAGCUAAAGAUAUACCAGUCCCUCCAUGGAAACGACUGGAAAAAGAUUGGUGAGAUGGUGUCUCGAAGUAGCCUCUCUGUGGCCCUGAAGUUCUCCCAGAUCAGCAGUCAAAGAAAUCAUGGUGCUUGGAGCAAGACGGAGACCCAGAAACUAAUCAAAGCUGUUGAAGAAGUGAUUCUAAAGAAAAUGUCUCCCCAGGAGCUAAACGAGAUGGAUUCUAAACUCCAAGAGAAUCCUGAAGGCCGCCUGUCAAUUGUUCGGGAAAAACUCUACAAAGGCAUAUCCUGGGUAGAAGUGGAGGCUAAAGUGGAAACCAGGAAUUGGAUGCAGUGUAAAAGUAAGUGGACGGAAAUUCUAACCAAGAGGAUGACAAAUGGUCGGGACGUAUACCGGGGAGUUAAUGCCCUACAGGCCAAGAUCAACCUCAUUGAAAGGUUGUAUGAAACAAACGUGGAAGAUGUUAAUGAAAUAGACUGGGAAGAUCUUGCUAGCACCAUAGGGGAUGUUCCUCCAUCUUAUGUCCAAACUAAAUUUUAUAAGCUGAAAGCUACCUGUGUUCCCUUUUGGCAGAAGAAGACUUUUCCAGGUCUGGUUGUGUUUAUAUACGUGUCAAUAAAGCUAUUUUCACUAUUGAUUUUACUGAAGAAGGUGCAACAGUCAAAGGAAGGGUAUGAAAAUAAUAACAUAUUGUGGAACAUUAAAAAUUGAUUCACAUUUCAUAUUCAAGUUUGUCUGAAUGUGGAAAGAAAGGCGAGUGCAUGAGUAGAUUUAAUAUUUUCUGUGCUAUUAAGUUGAAAAUAAUUACAACUAAUGGUUUUCAUACAACAACAGGAUCCCAAGUCCCUCUAAUGGCAGCAGAGGUUAGUCAUGUCCAAUGAACUUUUUUUGGCUGCGCCACAUGGUUUAUGGGAUCUUAGUUCCCCACCAGGGAUUGAACCCAGGCCUUCGGCAGUGAAAGCACAGAGUCCUAACCCCUGGACCGCUAGGGAAUUCCCCCAGUGAACAUUUUCAUGAUGUGGAUUCAACUAUACGUGCAUUCAGCAAAAAAGAGAACGUUAACAAUUUUAAUAAUGCAUGCCGUUUUGCUUUCUGUUUUUCAGUUGUUUAGAUGUAUAUGUUAGCGUGUGUGCGUAUUAGGUAAGUGGUACAGGGAAGUUUGUGUUCCCGCAAACUGGUUUCGGUUCCCAUGUGCCUGUCAUGGUGUGCCUAUCUCAUCUUCCUGAGUGUGAUUCUAGUGUUUAAAGAUAGGUAUUUUUCAUACAAGAUGCCCUCUCAAAGCCAGUCACAGAAUUCAUCUGGUGUUUAACUGGAAAAAACAAAGAAACCAGCAAUCUCUUCCAUUGCUUCUGGAAAAACUGCCUCUGUUAGACUUCCCUUGCUGGCAAGGGAAAUAAAGUGCCCAGGCUUCUAGCCUCAUCUGUACAGGGGAGAACAUAGAAAGGAAGGUGUGGGUGAGUAAUAUCCCAUACAGUGAGGCCACCCUCUGUGCCAAGGUGCAGCACCCCUGUCUCCUGAGUGUAGCAUCAUGAUGUGUGAUGUUGGUUAAUUCAUCCACAAAGCUAGACAUUCUUCCAAGCUUGCCGUCCUCAGAGAAGGAAGAAUACAGAGAAACAAGUUGAGGAGUCCUCAUUCACCAGUAUAUCCACAGCACCUAUCAUGGUGUUGUGCAAAUAAUAGAUACUCGAUAAAUAUUCAGGGAACAAAUGAGUAUUUUCUUUUUAAAAAUUAAUUAAUUUAUUUAUUUUUGGCUGUGUUGGGUCUUCGUUGCUGCACGCAGGCUUUCUCUGGUUGCGGAGAGCAGGGGCUACUCUUCAUUG